Rotaria sp. Silwood2 is the source of this 297-nucleotide messenger RNA. Lineage: Eukaryota; Metazoa; Rotifera; Eurotatoria; Philodinida; Philodinidae. The record is from the annotation of a GenBank genome assembly.
AUGAAACUAUUGACCUAUUUGAAACAAUCAACAAAUGAAUGUGGUACAGCAACAUCACGUCUUGAUAUUCUUGUUCAAAAAGUUCCAUCCUCACAAGAUGCACCAUCACAAAUAAUGGCUAGCGGUAAAUAUUAUACAAUAGUUGAAACAAAUUGUCCAGCAUAUACAUAUGAACGUCCUAGUUCAUCAAUAGGUUCAAUUAAAAUUAAUUCGAGUAUUCAAACAAGUGGUCCAUUAUCAUGGUUACAAGUCAUAAAUGAUGAUGGUGCAAAAAUUGCAAGUUGUAUUACUGAAUAG